GGGGUGAUGGUGUGAGGUCAGUCGACUGUGACAGACACACACAGGCUCAUUAUCUCAUCAGUACAGCCUUUAUGUAAAGCAGGUGGAGUUUCUCUCUGUGUUUGUGUGGCUGGAUUUAAUUUCAGAAGCGACUGAAGAAAGCGACAGUAAAAACCUAAACCCAUGGGCCUGAAAAACUCCCACCCUACAAUGUUCCCGGGGGACAUCGUGGAGUACCCCAGGAACAAGUACUUCUCCCACUACGCCAUUUACUACGGAGAGAGAGACGGCGUUCCCUACGUGGCUCACCUGACAUGUCGAGAUUCAGACGCCAAGCUCCCGCUCUUUGGCCGAGCUCUGAGGUCAGAGGUCAAACUGGAUCCACUGGAGAUGCUGGGGAAAAAAUACAAGGUCAGCAACAUGCUGGACGACUCGUUCUCGGCCAGAGACUUCCACAGCGUGGUGAAGCCGGCCAUCGACGACAUGAUGGGCCGCGAGGUCACGUUCGACAUCCUGUUUCACAACAGCGAGCACCAGGCCACGCUCUUCAGAUAUGGAGUCAAGAAGUCGGAGCAGAUAGAGAAGAUUUAUGAAUACAUCAUGCCGGCCUGGAAGAAGCUGUUUGAGAAGAAGAAACUGUGAGAAACUGUUUUACCUGCAGUUUUCACCUCAGCCACCGGAGGGAGCCGUCGCUCCCUGAUCGCAUGUAAGAUUCAGAGAAUAAACUUGAGAUAUUCUGAGUAAAAAGUCAAAGUGUUGUUACAAUAAAGUCGUGAUUUAGACAAAGAGAGUAUCCAUAUUACGAAAUAAAGUUUUUAUUUUAAGAGAAAAAAUAAGGAAAUGUUGUUCCUUAAGAUUCAACUGGGCUUCAUUCUGAGAACAUUCUUAAAAUAUUUUGACUCUAUUCUCAAAAUGUCCAGAUCCCAAUACUCAGUUAUUGUAAGAUGAGAGGAAAUUAAUAGCUUAAAUCAAUCUUGAUUGUUUGUAUGUAUAAAAAAAAAAGAUUAUUUUCAGAUUAAGAAAACUUUCAGGUUAUUAAGUAAUAUAAAACUUCAUUUAAAUAUCUGAAGAAAAGUCCUUAUUUACAAGGAAAAUCAAAGCUGUAAUUUUAUGGGGAAAAAAUAAUUAAAUGUAUUAGUGUGUGAUUUUAUAUACUGUUGUUGUCAUAUUACUUUUGAUUGUAUUUUCUCAUGAAGCUACGACGCACCUCAAAAUCACAUCUUACAUACAGACAUAUGUAAGAUGUGAUUUUUGAGGUACGUCUUUUUUUUGUACAUGUUUGUUUUCAUCAAUAUGUUUUCAACCAGACACAGAUGUUAAAGUUAAUCAUUUCAGGAUGUGAUGAAAAACAACUGCUGUCUCUGGUUCAUGCUAAUAUUAUCAUUAUUAUUAUUCUAUGUGUUAAUGUUUUUAAAAGAAGUGAAGAAAUGUGCUGAAACGUGUGUGGUUUGAUGAUCUGUUGAGAAUAAAGUUUCUUUUUAUUUUAA
This is a messenger RNA of Seriola aureovittata, 1466 nucleotides long. It is a transcript of the gene plaat1l, whose product is annotated as phospholipase A and acyltransferase 1-like. The transcript is spliced from 5 exons. Lineage: Eukaryota; Metazoa; Chordata; Actinopteri; Carangiformes; Carangidae. Gene Ontology annotation, biological process: N-acylphosphatidylethanolamine metabolic process. The record is from RefSeq and is a predicted model, not a curated record. Gene Ontology annotation, molecular function: A2-type glycerophospholipase activity; glycerophospholipid phospholipase A1 activity. Bases 163 to 621 code for a protein of 152 amino acids. Gene Ontology annotation, cellular component: cytoplasm.